This is a messenger RNA of Dioscorea cayenensis subsp. rotundata (Guinea yam), 2607 nucleotides long. Its product is annotated as protein TITANIA. Gene Ontology annotation, cellular component: nucleus. NCBI's taxonomy places the organism in Eukaryota, Viridiplantae, Streptophyta, Magnoliopsida, Dioscoreales, Dioscoreaceae. The transcript has 2 exons. The record is from RefSeq and is a predicted model, not a curated record. Bases 189 to 2429 code for a protein of 746 amino acids.
AAACGGAAAAGAAAGAAGAGCAACGUUGGCGUCGCUGACCAAAUGGAGCUCUAAGAACUCCAGAAGGAGAGAGGCUGAGGGUUUUGAAACCCUAACCGUAAAAGCUCCGAAUCCCUCGAUUGAGACCUUGAUCAUCAGGUAUUAUUCGUUAUCCCUUUGGUUUCUGCAUUUUCCUCCGCUUUGCAACCAUGUUUUUGGACCCGGAUUCUAUGAUGGAUCUUUCGCGACAUCAAUCCAUCCCUAAAUCACCCGAUCGUGAAACUCCUGCUCAAAAAGUUGAUGUUUUUGAUGGAAUGUCUUCGAAAAUCUUGAAACCUGGUAACUCUGAGCUCACGCUCAGCUACCUGUGUGAAAACCCUAAGGAAAAGGAGCAAAUGGGUUCCGAUUUCUUGAUUUCUGUUGAGAAAUCGAGAUCCAAAGGGAAGGAGAUCGUCCCGGAUCUGCCGCAGCCUGGUGAUGAGCCCAAAUGGGUCGAGAGGGAUUUUCUCCAGCUGAAUGGGAUGGGUUCCAAGACGCCUGCGAAGCGAGAGAUUGAUGAUGGUGUUGAUGGUGAUGGCCGAGAGAAGAAGGGUAAGAUUGAGAGCCUGAACCUCUCGCUGUCCCUGAAUUCGUCUAAUCCUUCUGCGAAUAACGCCAAUACUAGCAAUUUGAAUCCUCUGCCGCCAAAGAAAAGCUAUAGCAAUAAUACCUGGACGACAAAUUCUGAUGAUUUUGGUCUCUCCAUGUCGUAUUCCCAAUCAGUGCCGUUUUCACACAACCCUAGUUGCUCUCUCACUCGUAAUUCGACUGAGAAUUAUGACAACAGCCACAUAUGGUAUUGUGGGGGAGAAGGGACUAAUGGCUCUGUGCAUAGUAAGUUCAGACCUGUCAAUGAUGGCAAUACCAUUACUUUCUCAAACAACAAUAGUUUGUAUAGAGCAAAUAGUUCAGAGAACCAUUCACUCUUUCCAUCCGAAUUGCCUGCAAAAAAUGUGAAGAGCAAUGUGGUUGUGACUCUGGAUAAUGGGAGGAAUGGGAGUGUGAAGAAUGGGAAUGUGAUGGUGACACGGCCUAGUAUGAUGUUGUUGGAGAUUGCCACAGAGCCAGUCCCUAUCAUGGCACAGAUGCUGCAGGAGAUUGCAAGUGAGUCCUUGGAAGCUGUCAAGGAGUGUUUGAGGAGUAUGAUGGAUGCGGCUGAAAAGAAGGAUGAGUUUGCUAGUCUUCAAAGGAGGCUUGAGAGGAGAUCAGAUCUCACAUUGGAGACUCUUUCAAAGUCCCACAAGGUGCAGCUUGAAGUUCUGGUUGCAAUAAAGACAGGUUCUGUGGAGUUUCUGUCUUUGAAGAAACAAAUUUCAACUGAGCAACUGGUGGAGAUUUUCUUGCUAGUGAGAUGUAGGAAUUUGAACUGCCAGAACGCACUCCCGGUUGAUGACUGUGACUGCAAGAUCUGUUCUACUCAGAAGGGAUUCUGUAGUGCAUGCAUGUGCCCCAUCUGUUUGAAAUUUGACUGUGCUUCCAAUACUUGCAGUUGGGUUGGAUGUGAUGUUUGUUCUCAUUGGUGCCAUGCUGUUUGUGGAAUUCAGAAGAACUUGAUUAGGCCAGGGACCAGCUUGAAUGCAGCUGGUGGAACUAUGCAUUUCCAUUGUCUUGGAUGUGGGCAUGCUUCGGAUAUGUUUGGAUUUGUCAAAGAAGUCUUUAAUUGCUGUGCCAAAGAUUGGGAUCUUGACACACUGAUAAAGGAGCUUGACUGUGUGAGGAAGAUCUUUCAUGGAAGUGCAGAUCUUGAAGGUAAGGAGUUGCAUGGCAAGGCGGAAGAGAUGCUAACAUCACUCAGCAAGAAACGUAUUUCUCCUUUAGAUGCAUGUAACAGCAUCCUGCAGUUUUUCAAGUAUGGUGUUGCCGAUUUAUCUGUUUCUGGGAGUUCUCACAAAAGCAUUCUCACAGCUCAACCUGUUCAGUGCAAUGAACCUCUCCCUCUCACACCACUAGCUGCAUCUAUUCCUCAGAAACCCACUUUCAACCUAAAACCAGCCAACUUCGUUAUAGACACGACAAUUGAUCCAUGCAAACCAGAUAUAAAACCCCCAUUACAUGAUCAACAUUUCGGCCAACCCAAGGAAGCGGAAGGGUUUCAAAGCAUUGAGAGCAUUAUCAGGUUCAAGGAGGCAGAGGCCAAGCUCUUCCAAAGGCUCGCAGAUGAUGCAAAGAGGGAGGUGGAGAACUACCGCCAAAUUAUCCGUGCCAAGACACUAAAACUGGAAGAGGAGUAUGCAAGCAAGCUCGCGAAACUAUGCCUGCAAGAGACUGAGGAACGGCGCAGGAAAAAGCUUGAGGAAUUCAAGUUCCUUGAGAACUCUAACUGUGAUUUCCACAACAUGAAGAGGCGAAUGCAAGCUGAGAUUGCCGGUUUGUUAGAGAGAAUGGAAGCUACAAAGAAACAAUGGGUAUAGUAUUUGAUGCUAUUCCGUGUCACCGUGUUUGGUGUUAAAUUUAGAUUUCCUUCAUGUAUAUUUUGGUUUGAGACGCUAUAAACUUUAAUGUGAAACUAUGUGCUAUAGGAAUUAUAAUUAUUGUGACUUUUCUUGGAUAUGCUACCAGACAUGAUUUAAGAACAUUUCUGCAUCUUCA